Molecule: messenger RNA, 943 nt
Organism: Cladophialophora immunda
Lineage: Eukaryota; Fungi; Ascomycota; Eurotiomycetes; Chaetothyriales; Herpotrichiellaceae
Exons: 2
Coding region: 72-467 (131 amino acids)
Biological process (GO): double-strand break repair via homologous recombination; nucleotide-excision repair; DNA replication
Cellular component (GO): site of double-strand break; nucleus; DNA replication factor A complex
Molecular function (GO): single-stranded DNA binding; damaged DNA binding
Source: RefSeq, a predicted model, not a curated record
CAAACACUCGAACAGAGCCUACUCUGGCAGACAGAAGUCGACAAUUCAGCUCGCAACGCAACAACCACAAUAUGAAUUCCAUGUCAACGCCCCGAAUCCUCCCUGCUCACCUCCAUGCAUUUGCCCCCAAUGCCACCUCUCAUAACACAGUACGCAUGCUGGGGAUUAUAAGCCACGUCAACGGUGAUCAAGCGACGUUGACUUGCGGCUCAGAUGAUGUGACAGUCCUUUUGGCGAGAGAUUCCCACCUCUCGGUCGGUUCAAUGUAUGAAAUCGUGGGCAAAGUCACCAACACAGACGGCGGGCACGGCUUGGGUCUACGAGUUCUCAGCAGCACGGAAUGGCCUCGAAACGAGAAUGGACAACUUCCGGACUUGAAGCUGUUCGAGGCAGUAGUGGACGUGACCCAUCGUUACAAGAAUAUCUUCUACGGUGAUCCCGAGGCUGGCAUGGAUGGUGGAUAUUGAAACAACCCUGGAAACACGGCAUUGGAUCAUUAGGAUCGAAAGCUACAUUCAGUUGGCCGUAUGACUGAAAUUUCCCCACGACAGGCGCACAAGUCAUGAUGGUAUCGAGCGCUCUCGGCUUCUACAGCGGCUUGGGUUUCGCACGGCAAUGCGCAAGACCAUGGGACACAGUGAAUAGAAGUAUCGGAUGUCAAGUCUGUUUAAGCACGGCAUGGGCCUUUGAAAAGCUGGAUUGCACUUUGCUCACGGUAUCCAUCUGCCGACUCUGGCCUUCGACUCAGUGUAUUGAGGCUACCACAACGACAACAUCACCAAUAUCUUCAAUGAAACUCUGCCUGAUGAAUAUCAUACACAUCAUUAGCACCUGCUGUACACUAGCCACUCUAGGCGGAUGGGGCAAAUGCUGAAUGAUCGUAGCCUUGCUUUUUAACAAACAAACCCAUCUCAGUCACCACCACUGCAGGAAUCAAGUCGUG